AUGGCAGAUGAGCAGGACAUCUCUCUCCAGCCCCAGCUACAGACCUGGCUCCUCAACCAAGGCAAUGGCCUUCACAGCCUAGAAUUCCUGGCCCUGGAAUUCCCCAACACGGUUUUUCUCAAAUACUAUCAUGUCGAGCAGUUAAAUUUGCUGCUGCGAGAAGUCAUAGGCAGAGUGGUUGUGCUGCAGGCGUAUGCCAAGGGGUGGCUUGGAGCCAGGAGAUACAAAAGAAUCAGAGAGAAGAGAGAGAAGGGGGCCAUUGCCAUCCAGUCAGCCUGGAGAGGAUAUGAUGCUCGGAAGAAAUUUAAGAAAAUAAGCAACAGAAGGAGUGAGUCUGUGGUUCCUAUUCAAGCAGGGCACCCUUCAGACCAAAGCAGUGAUCUGCAGCCCACUGUCACAAGGGAAAGCAAGGGAGGUGUCCAGGAUCAAGACCAUGGUGAACCUAGUGACCACACAGAUCAUAAAAGAAGUCCACAAACAGAAUUCAACAGUGGCCAUGCAGAGACUUCAAGCAACUCUCCUGUUGUCACUGAGAAAAAUCGGCAUCCACAAACCCAGUGUUCUCCAAAAGGGUGUGAUGUCUCCGCAGGACAUUCAAAUAAGCACUCCAUUUCUGGGACUGAUCUGCUAUCUUCACGGACAUGCCAUGCUGCCCCAGGUUGCCCAGGACCAAGUCCCUCAAAAGGAGCCCCUACAAAGCUUGAAAACGGUCUUAUACAGAAGCAGCGAACACCUCGCCGAAGAUGUCAGCAGCCCAAAAUGUUGAGUAGCCCUGAGGACACCAUGUACUAUAACCAGUUAAAUGGAACUCUAGAAUAUCAAGGGAGCAAGAGGAAGCCAAGAAAACUUGGCCAAAUCAAAGUGCUUGAUGGAGAAGACGAAUAUUACAAAUCUUUGUCACCUGUGGACUCUGUUCCUGAGGAAGAUAACCCAUCCUGCCCUUUCCUUUCUUCCUCACCCUCAAAAGGAGCAUCUUUUGCUCAGCUCUGAGGUGUACUUUCUGCCCCCCACCCAGUCUGUUCAGGAUAGUAUCUCUGCAAGAAUACCUGACAUGAAGAAAACCAACAAGGUGAAAAAUGCUGUCAAGACAAAAUAACUGACCCUGGACGAAACAGAAAUCAUCCCGGGAAUACCACAGUUUUUAAAAGCUUCAUUGCAAAACCAUUGGUGUUCAUGCUGUGAGCUGCUGAUUUUUCUUCCAUUUUGGUACAUCUGCAGACAUGCCUCCACCCACUUUAACUUACUUUAUUUUUAAAUGUCAUGCAAAUACAGAAAAAGGCACAAAUCAGAAGACUCAACUCAAUAAGUUAUCAGAAAAUCGGUAUCUACAUAACUGCCCCUACAGUCAAGUUAUCUGUGUAACCACUCCUACAGGCUGAAGGUUAUUAGAAAGUAUAUAUAUAAACUAUCUGUGGGUCCAUUAGAACAUUGUCAGCAUACUAGAAGUCUCCCUUUAUCCAUUCCCAAUCACCCACCUCUCCAAAGGCAAGCAUUCCCAUGACUCAGGUAUAAAUACUUCCUUGGUUUUCUUUAUAAUUUUGCCAUUUACACACAUCCCUAAACACUAUAGUUAAAUUUGGCUUCUUAUCUUAGGUUCUAGGAGCUUUCUAUAAAUGGAAUCACGUAGUAUAUAAUCUUUUGGGUUUUGUUUCUUUUAUUUGGUG
Messenger RNA from Mustela lutreola (European mink), 1664 nucleotides. RefSeq names its product myosin-IIIb-like. Lineage: Eukaryota; Metazoa; Chordata; Mammalia; Carnivora; Mustelidae. The record is from RefSeq and is a predicted model, not a curated record. Gene Ontology annotation, molecular function: protein binding. The transcript has 11 exons. The coding region runs from base 1 to 990 and encodes 329 amino acids.